AUGGCCUGCAACCACGGCCACGGCUCCAGCUCGUAUCCAGAACUCAACUACAGUGCCGGGGCAAAAUGGAUCAAGAACCUCACCAAGGACCGGCUGGGCAACUUCAACGGCGGUCACUACUCCGACAUUAACCUAGGCUCGGUGCUGUUCACGCAUAGAGUCGACAACGCCGAGCAUGUGCAGCUCAAAGUAUGGAGUGCACCUGGCCUUACGAAACCGACGUUUGAGGAGGCGAUGCAGCAAAAGUUCAAGACGGCGAAGAAGGGAGACUCGUUUGGGCCUUCAUCUGACCAGCCUCCGCAGACGAAUCACUGGUGGAAGGUUUCAGUCGUCAUUCCAAAGUACUGGAAGCAGUAUGAACGGGUUCAAUUUGAAUUCGACCCAGGAUGCGAAGCCAUGAUUUUUACCACAGACGGUGUACCGCUUCAAGGCAUUACUGGCGGAUACGGAGGCGACCGCAGAGUCGAAUACAUCAUCCCAAAAGAAGCCGUCGAAGCGGGUAGCCACGAAUUCGUCAUUGAGUCGAGCUGCAACGGAAUGUUUGGCGUGCCCUGGAACGGCGACACCAUCCAACCGCCCGACAUGAACCGCUAUUUCUCGCUGGCGUCGGCGGACCUUGUUGUGCCGAACAUGGAGGCAUGGGGCUUGCUGUGGGACUUCCAGACGCUUCGAGAGCUCGUCGACACCCUUCCUGGCAAUACACCACUGCAGAAUAAGGCAUUAGUUACCGCCAAUGAAAUCAUGAACGUAUUCAGCAAGGCUGACACUGCCUCGAUUGGAAGAUGCCGCAAGCUUGCAGAGGAGGUGUUUGGUGAAGGAUGGGAGAAGAAAGGCUCUGGUGUGUAUGAAGAGGGCCCCAAGAAGUCUAAUAUCUGGGGUAUCGGACACUGCCACAUCGACACAGCUUGGCUCUGGCCAUACCGCGUCACGCAGCAGAAGGUUGCCCGCUCGUGGUCUACGCAAGUAGACCUCAUGGAGCGCUACCCUGAGCACAGGUUCGCAUGCAGCUCGGCACAACAGUACAAGUGGCUCGAGGAGCUCUACCCGCCCCUCUUCGACCGCGUCAAGGAGAAAGUCCUCGAUGGCCGUUUCCACCCCAUUGGCGGCUCGUGGGUGGAGAACGACUCCAACAUGCCUUCCGGUGAAGCUCUCGUGCGACAGUUCCUCUUCGGACAACGCUUCUUCGAGACGAGGUUCGGCCAACGCUGCGAGACGUCUUGGCUGCCUGAUUCGUUUGGGUUGACUGGCGCCUUGCCACAGUUGAUUCGUGGUGCUGGGAUGAAGUACUUUUUCACGCAGAAACUUUCUUGGAACAAUAUCAACGUUUUCCCCCACAGCACUUUCAACUGGGUAGGCAUUGAUGGGACCCAAGUGCUUUGCCACAUGACGCCAGUUGACACUUAUACCGCACAAGCAACUGUCGGCGAUGUCAACAGAGGUCUGACCAACCACAAGAACCUCGAAUCCUCCGAUACCUCCUUGCUCGUCUUCGGUAAUGGCGACGGUGGAGGAGGACCUCUUGCGAAGAUGUUGGAAAAUCUCCGCCGCAUGCGAGCUGUAACGAACACCCACCGCGAGCUCCCACCUGUUAAUAUGGGUCAUUCAGUUGACGAGUUCUUCAAAGUUGUCGAGAAGGACUCCAAAGAAGGGAAAGUCCUUCCCAACUGGCAUGGAGAGCUAUACCUCGAGUUCCAUCGUGGUACGUACACCUCUCAUGGGUCUAUCAAGAAGGGCAAUCGUCACUCGGAAAUUUUGCUUCGUGACGUUGAGCAUGUUGCUACCCUGGCCUCUGUCUACAAGCACAGCGGCCAGUAUGUCUAUCCCAGGGGCAAGAUUGAUGAAUCCUGGGAGAAGGUUUUGUUGAACCAAUUCCAUGACGUUCUUCCUGGAUCGGCUAUUGGUAUGGUCUACGACGACGCCGAAGUCCUCUACUCCGAGGUCAAGAAAGAUGGUGAAAAUCUCCUCGAAGAAGCCUUCUCAGUCCUCUUCCCAGAUUCUGUUCCUCUUACGGCGUCCACUCGUUCCAAGACGCUCGCAGGGUCGUGCAAGAUCGUUGCCUAUAAUACAACCUUCUUCCCUCGCUGGGAUAUCAUCAAGAUUCCUUUGUCUAAAGCUGGUUCGGCGCUCAAGGCGCAGGUUCUUCAGGCAUCGGAUAGCGGCAGAGAAGGCUAUGCAAUCAUGCAUUGCGCGAACGGCGCUGGUUACGGAGAGCUCAAGCAUCCGUCGAAUGCUCUUCGUGCUCAGCUCAAGCCUGUGUCGGUUUACACCAACGGAUCCGACCACUUCGUCCUUCGCAAUGCAAGUGUCCAGCUGACGAUCUCGAAGGGCCGCAUCAGCAGCCUUGUCGACGUCAAGUUGAACCGCGAACUCAUUCCGGAGGGCGAGACGGGAGGCCUCGUUAUCUUCCAAGACAGACCUAACUAUUGGGAUGCUUGGGAUGUCGAAAUCCAUCAUCUGGAAACAGUCCAACCUCUCGCGUUCUCCAAUAUCUCGGUCGUUUCUCAAGGGCCCCUUCGUGGCUCUGUCAGGGCGGAAGUCAAGUACGGCCAGAGCACAAUCACAGUUACGAUUUCCUUGGAUGCUGUCCCAGCUACCGUUAAGGACAACUCGCGAUCUCUCUUCAACUUCGAUGCCGUCGUCGAUUGGCACCAACGCCACGAAUUCCUCAAAUUCGAACUUCCUCUUAACAUCCACAGCGACAACGCCACCUACGAGACUCAAUUCGGAUUUGUUCAGAGACCGACGCACAAGAACACGACAUGGGACAUCGCGAAGUUCGAAGUAUGCGGUCACAAAUACGCCGAUCUGAGUGAAUUUGGUUACGGAGUCGCCUUCCUGUCAGAAUCCAAAUACGGUUUCUCGUGUCAAGGCAAUGUCCUUCGCAUUUCUCUACUGCGUUCAGCUACUGCCCCCGACGCCGAACAAGACCAAGGAGAACACCACUUCUCAUGGGCUAUCUUACCACACGAGGGCCACUUCGUGGAGUCUGACGUCCCAGUCGCCGGUUACCUUUACAAUUCACCCCUGAGACUCCGAUGCCUGCGUUCUGGAGCUCCUAGUCUCAUGACACCUCUCAAGUCGCCUUUCGUUGUUGAAGGUGCCCGAAACGUCUUCCUCGAGACUGUCAAGCGCGGAGAAUACGACUCGUUCGACAAAGCUGUGGACUUUGAAGACAAAGACAAGCCAGCUACCGUCGUCCUCAGGCUGUACGAAGCCUUCGGCGGACAUGCUCAGGCUCGAUUGAGGAUUUCUAGCCAUCUCCCUGUUGUCAAAGCUUUCACGACCAAUCUACUCGAAGACGAGGAUGAAGAGUUGUACCUCGUGCGCUCAGCAGACGACGAUUCGGCCGAUGGCGCUCGUGACAGCAGCAUCUCUCUUGGCUUCCGUGGCUUCGAGGUGAAGACAGUCAAGCUCGUACUCGGUACGCUGCCUCCUAGCUCAUCCCAAAAAAGGAUUUCCAAGCGUUCCAGUUGGGUGAACGUUGACCAGGACCAGCUGCUGGCGCUUUAA
Messenger RNA from Cyclocybe aegerita, 3510 nucleotides. The record is from the annotation of a GenBank genome assembly. Lineage: Eukaryota; Fungi; Basidiomycota; Agaricomycetes; Agaricales; Hemipholiotaceae.